CGGACUUUACAAUGCAGUGUGACGGGACAGCUCGUGCUGCUGCUGGGCUAAAUAAGCAGUUAACGGUAACUUCAGUUCGAGGGGUCGAGGGCUAAACGUUUACUGUUUAUUCGGCUGGUCGUUUGCUUUAUCAGGAGAGUGCUUAUCUCAGUCAUAACGUUUCUCAGGAGCGAGCUGAACGCAAAUCUCGACCUUUCGCCAGAAUUGAACUGCAUGCUUGUAGCCUCCGGUUACCGUGCGCGCGAGACUGACAGCCAAAAAUAUCAGCGCCUGGUUUAUUUACAUGUAACGAUCAUUACAAAGUGUUUAUGAUCUCGGUGAUCAAACGCGGAAAGAAGACGCUGUAACUUCGGAUUAUUUUUGUUACAUGGAUAUUUUGGAUACUCCUGGCAGUAAAUACUGAAUAGACCAAACUUCAUGUGCCUGGAAAAAUGUGAGCCUGCGAUUUUAUCAGCACUGAGGAAUAAAUUCGUGAAUUUUCUCAACACGUGAUUUAAGAAAACCAAGGCUUUUUCUGCAGACAUCAUGGAGCUUCUGUGGAUUGUUCUUGCUCUUUUUGAUAUUAUUUACACGGCAAAUUGUGCUCGAGGUCCUCCCCGUGUUUCAGAGAAGGUGGUGCACCGGCAGACGGUGCGGAUCGGACGCACCAUGAAGCUCCAGUGUCCCGUUGAGGGUGACCCACCUCCCCUCAUCAUGUGGAGCAAAGAUGGCCGCAAUAUCCACAGCGGAUGGCUACGCUUCAGGGUCACACAUCAAGCACUGCGAAUAAAAGAGGUGGAGGCUGAGGAUGCUGGUACUUUCAACUGUAAAGCCACCAACGGCUUUGGCAGCGUCAACAUCAACUACACCCUCAUUGUGAUUGAUGACUCGAGCACGGGGAAGGACGGUGCCAGACCAGCAGGAGAUGCAGAGUUCUCCACUGACCUGUCAGGAAAACUGGUGCGGCCCCGGUUCACCCAGCCGGCUAAGAUGAGAAAGCGGGUGAUUGCUCGGCCAGUGGGCAGCUCGGUGAGAUUGAAGUGCACGGCUAGUGGAAACCCAAGACCCGAUAUUGUGUGGCUGAAGGACAGCAGGCCGCUCACGCCCGAGGAGGUGGGCGAGAGCCGCAAGAAGAAAUGGACGCUCAGCCUGAAAAACCUCACGCCGGAACACAGCGGCAAAUACACUUGCCAUGUCUCAAAUCGCGCCGGAGAAAUCAACGCCACCUACAAAGUGGAAGUCAUCCAGCGCACCAACUCUAAGCCCAUCCUGACUGGAACUCAUCCUGUGAACACUACAGUAGACUACGGCGGCACCACGUCCUUCCAGUGCAAAGUACGUAGCGACGUUAAACCUGUUAUCCAGUGGCUCAAGAGAGUGGAGCCUGGCGACGAGAGCAAGUACAAUUCCACCAUCGAGGUUGGAGAGCACCACUUCGUAGUGCUGCCCACCGGGGAGGUGUGGUCACGGCCCGACGGCUCCUACCUCAACAAGCUUCUCAUUACCCGUGCCAAGGAAGAAGACGCCGGCAUGUACAUCUGCCUGGGUGCCAACACUAUGGGCUACAGCUUCCGCAGUGCCUUCCUCACCGUCCUGCCUGACACCAAGCCCCACUUCCCGCCUGUCGCUCCUGUCUCGUCUCCUGGGCUUCCUUGGCCCGUCAUCAUUGGCAUUCCUGCUGGUGUGGUCUUCAUCCUGGGCACCAUCCUCCUGUGGUUCUGCCAGUCUAAAAAGCACUGUUCCUCGGGAGCCAUCGUCUCCUCCCAGGCCAACGGUCAUCGCCAGCCUCCCCGAGAGCGGCCGUUGCCGGGAGCCGAAAAGGACUGCAUGGGCUCUAUGAGCUACGAGGAGUACCUGAGUCAACAGCAGCAGCAGCAGCAGCUCCUGCUCGGCCCCAAGGCCUACCCAAAGAUCUUCACAGACAUCCACACACACACGCACUCACACGUGGACGGGAAAGUGCACCAACACCAGCACAUCCACUACCAAUGUUAGCCUCCCGCCGUCCCGCAAUAGUGACCUCACCAGUGGCCGUUUCUCUUUGCAUAGUUUGGAUCUUGCAGAACUUUGAAGCAACUUCAAGCCAAAGCGAAUGCUCGGGCCACGCUACAUCACUGAUUUUGGAGAACACGAACCAUACAAACACAUGAGCCAGGGUCUUUCAGACAAAACUGUAUUUCUUAACAGGACAUCAAGAGCAUACUUCCACAAGUUAACCAUGCAACAUGGCUAAGAAGUAAACAGCUCAAUGACAGAAUAUGAGCCUGGAGUAAAUAUAAUAUAAAAAAGAUGCAAUUGUUUUACACAAAGCUAAACAGAAAAACACAUUUUCAGGUCAGUUCUGGACAAUGCACACGGUAAAUGAAAACAAAAACAAAAAGUGAAUGUACUGUCUCUUUCACAAUGCACUCUCGGUAAAAACCGCCGCCUCUUUGAUCAGUCAGCUUUAAUGCUCUUUCACAGACGCAGUUUGUGGAUAUGGCCAAAAGAAACGUUUUCUAUUAGCACCAAAUUACAGUAAGAACUAUUUGUACUGCUGCAAUCUAAACAGUGUAGAUGUUCGCAGGUAUACACUAUUAUUAUUUUUUUAUUAAUUCUGCAUAUGCCAAAUUUGGAUUUGUGGAUGCUCAUAAGCCCUUUACUUCUAAACUGACUGCAUGAGAGUCUAUAUGUACAUGUUGUUCUGAUUUUGUGAGCUUUCACAGUUGGACUUUGGUACAGGAAUGUUGCAUUAUCAGUCUUUUGCGAUUGUAGUUGGAUAUUUAAAUGCAUAUCACUUUUAAGUGUAUCUUCACUUAACAGAUAAAAGAGAAAAACACAAGUGCCUGUUUUUCAGAUUUUACCGAUCUCCAUUAUAAAGUUUCAGGUACAGGAUGACGAUAGAAAUUCCUUUCUCUCAGGUGGCCCUUUUGAUUCAACUAGUUUGGAUGUAUUUUUCCUCAUCUUGACCACUAUAUGAAAACUGUGUAAAAUGCCUUCGACUGCUCAAGUAAUAGCAGCCCUUUAAAGAGUUUUUGGUGCUAGGGCUUUUAAAAAUCAGACAAUGCAAAAAAAAAAAAAAAUCUUUCCACGCCGAGAUCCGAUCCCGGCCCGUCUUCCCUGCUUUUUCUUUCUGUAAGUCACCCAAACGUGGAAGUGCAGAACACACAGGGUUUCAGAUCUACACGAAUGCACUUAUUCAGCAGUUUCAUUAGUUCGUUAGUGAGAGAGUUUAGGAUGAUGUUAUGUUAGGAAUGGCUCAGAAUGCAAAGCCGAACGUCGAAACGUUAACAGGUGUAGUUAAUUUAUUUGCUUAGCAUUAUAUUUGUGACCUUAAAUUGGGCAUUACAUAAAUGUUUCAUUUGAACCAAAUAAAACAAGAUAGUUGAUGGUUUUCUUUUUCUUUUCUUUUCUUUUUUUUUUUUUUUUAUAGCUCCAGUGUAAGCUAUGUAGCAUAUUAUCAAGUGUAAAAUAUUUAUAUGUGCAGUUUAAAAAAAAAAAAAGUUAGUAAUUAGUUAUCUUUGUAUGGACAAUCUUGUACAGUCAGGCCUCUUUUUAUGCGGUAAAAAUGUUAUGUUUGUCACAUUGAAACAUUUAAAAUCAUUUUAUCAUUGCCAAUAAAAUGAUAAAUCUUUA
Molecule: messenger RNA, 3594 nt
Organism: Hemibagrus wyckioides
Lineage: Eukaryota; Metazoa; Chordata; Actinopteri; Siluriformes; Bagridae
Gene: fgfrl1a
Product: fibroblast growth factor receptor like 1a
Exons: 7
Coding region: 526-1974 (482 amino acids)
Cellular component (GO): plasma membrane
Molecular function (GO): fibroblast growth factor binding; fibroblast growth factor receptor activity
Source: RefSeq, a predicted model, not a curated record